Mastomys coucha (southern multimammate mouse) is the source of this 579-nucleotide messenger RNA. It is a transcript of the gene Arl14, whose product is annotated as ADP ribosylation factor like GTPase 14. Gene Ontology annotation, molecular function: GTPase activity; GTP binding. The transcript has a single exon. Gene Ontology annotation, biological process: intracellular protein transport; vesicle-mediated transport. Gene Ontology annotation, cellular component: cytoplasm. Lineage: Eukaryota; Metazoa; Chordata; Mammalia; Rodentia; Muridae. The record is from RefSeq and is a predicted model, not a curated record. Bases 1 to 579 code for a protein of 192 amino acids.
AUGGGUCUACUGAACUCUAAAAACCCCCAAAGCAAGCAAGCCCACAUUCUUCUGCUGGGACUUGACUCAGCUGGGAAAUCCACCCUGCUUUACCGGUUAAAGUUUGCCGAGACUCUUGCGACCAUCCCAACCAUCGGCUUCAACGUGGAAAUGGUCCAGCUGCAGAGCAGUCUUACACUCACUGUGUGGGAUGUUGGAGGACAGGAGAAGAUGCGAACUGUCUGGGACUGCUACUGUGAGAACGCGCACGGGCUGGUGUACGUGGUGGACUGUUCCGAAGGCAAAAAGCGACUGGAGGACUCUCGCAAAGAGUUCAAGCACAUUUUGAGGAACGAGCACAUCAAAAACACGCCGGUCGUCAUAUUAGCCAACAAACAAGACUUGCCAGGAGCGCUGAGCGCUGAAGACAUCACCAGGAUGUUCAAGGUGAAGAAGCUGUGCAGCGACAGGAACUGGUAUGUGCAACCCUGCUGUGCAGUCACAGGAGAAGGGCUGGAUGAUGGCUUCAGGAAAUUGACUGAGUUUGUAAAAAGCCACCGGAGGACAAGAGAGACCUUAGCAAUCUUCAAACAGAAAUGA